Zychaea mexicana is the source of this 240-nucleotide messenger RNA. RefSeq lists its product as uncharacterized. Gene Ontology annotation, cellular component: nucleus. The record is from RefSeq and is a predicted model, not a curated record. Gene Ontology annotation, molecular function: DNA-binding transcription factor activity, RNA polymerase II-specific; RNA polymerase II cis-regulatory region sequence-specific DNA binding. Gene Ontology annotation, biological process: regulation of transcription by RNA polymerase II. The annotation marks the transcript as partial. NCBI's taxonomy places the organism in Eukaryota, Fungi, Mucoromycota, Mucoromycetes, Mucorales, Lichtheimiaceae. The transcript has a single exon.
AUGUACAACUGCCAAUUUCCUGGCUGUGGCAAGUCCUUCACUCGUCCAUACAACCUUACAUCACAUAUGCGCACCCACACAUCUGAACGGCCUUAUGCGUGUCAACAUUGCGGUCGACGAUUUGCACGACAACACGAUCGAAACCGCCACGAGAAACUGCAUUGGAACAUCAAACCUUAUGUCUGCUCCAACUGUAGCAAACCUUUUGCUCGCAUGGAUGCAUUGAAUCGCCAUCUCAAG